AUGUUCAGCUUCUACGGUGAACCGCAAACUCCGACGAGGAAUCCCCAAUUCGACUCGUUUCCCCCCAAACUCGAAUCCAGCUUCUUCGACCCCCGAGUCACCUGGGAUACCUCCGAUCCAUAUGCCUCCAGUCCGGAGAUCCUCCGCACACCCCAGAGAUUCGGCCUCGGCUCUCACAAGGCCGGCAAUGACUCCGCCUACAAGAGAACCGACCAACCCGAUACCGCCAGGCGGAUUCACACCAAUGGGGAGGAGUAUCCCCGGACCAUAGGGUCGGCCAAGUCGGCGGCCUCCAUGCAGACCCCUCCGCCGACAAGUGCGUCAAGGAGAAAGAUACCCGAGUUCGAACCGGAGGCCUUGUCGAUCGGGGGCCACUUGGAGACACCCAGUCGACUGCUAGGGACCUCACCCCGAAUGUUCGGGCAGACCUCGCCCGAUCUGUUCCAAUUGGCAUCCUUAGAUCCAGCGGGCUCUCCUAUCUUUCCACAGCAGCGGUUAUUCUGGGAUCAAGAUUUGGAGAGCAAUGAAAUCCCGUUGCCGAGCAAUGGCAACUUCGAUGCUCGCCAAUCCUCUCAUGUCCCUAAAUUGCCCGCCAUUGGCAGCGCAAAUCUUCCUGAUUUCGGACGUGGCUAUGGUCUUUCCGCACCCAACGAUGCUGCCCUCUUUCCUGCCCCCUUCUCCACAUCACCUCGCCGGCCGGUCGCCAAGGCCGAGGAUCCUGCGCUCUUCUUGAGCUCUCCCGCCCGACGUUUCGGUGGCCCUCAAAUGACUCCAGAAACAAGGUCACUGCGAGGCCUUCGUCAACCGUACCAUCACCAGGCGGAAGAGUCCAGACGGGAGGAACUACUGCGGUCACAAGCAAAUGGUAGACCGGAUUUUGCGAACUUCCCAGGCGAGAGCGACGAAGAAGAUGAGGACCUCACCCCCAGGGGUGCUCGGCCCGCUUUGACACGGAGUGUCACGCAUAAUGGCCUGUCCUCUACUCGAUCAAUCAGUCAAGGCAUGAUGGCAUCCACAAGCGGUGUUCGGAAGAGCCCAGCUAAAGGGCGUUCCUCUCCCGCUAAAACCAUGCGUCCGGCUCCCUUGCCUCGCGCAAAUUCGAUUGCCACCGGUUUCCCAACCCGCUCAUCGUCUGUAGUCCUCCGCAUCGGACGGGAUGGUCGUGCAAAGGCCGAGAUGGAGCCUGUUGAUGAGACGCCGACGGGCCUGACUGACCCCCUGACAGGCAUGGAACUCGAAGGGUCAGCAACGGAGAGUGAAACGGACCCUGCCGAGUACUCUGAAUACCCUGUUCUGCACCGCACGCGGUCAUCUUUCUCGCUCUACGAUGGUCACCGUCCGCCACCUUCUCGGAGCGACUCGGAUUCCCGCCCCCCUUCGAAGGGAUCCUACACCUCCACGGUUGGGUCUUCUCAAUCCGGGCGGAUGUCACCGUGGGCUGGGUCUUCCCGAGUUGGAAGAGCGACAUUGCGCGGCUCGCCUGAAAUCAAGCGUACACCAAAGCGGCAUUCCUCGUUGCUCCAUUCCGACUCGAGUUUCACACGUGGCAGUGGAUCAGACUCGCUUCCUGGGGAUGAGGACGACAGCGGCGAUGCCCAAUCCGCCCUUCGGCAGGUUCUCAAAGAACGGGGCCGCGGUACUAGGCCGUCUACUGGCCUGCAGAGCCGUCUUUCUCGCUCAUCACAUACCUUUAAUCAUCUCCGGUCAUCACCACCUCGCCUCGGCAGUGAUUAUGACAUUCCACGGCACAAUGCCUCCCCUACUACACUCACCGACCCCGAUCUAGCCACCCCCAGCACCGAGCGGCAUAGCAAUCCCAGCAAUGGAACGCGAUGUGUCUGCCGGUCGAUGGACAAUGGUGGGCACUUAAUGAUCCAAUGUGAAUCAUGUACCCACUGGCUACACACCAGAUGCGUUGGGUUAGAGCGUUCACACCUCCCCUCAGUCUACGUCUGCAUCUUCUGUGCGCAAACUCCCUCGAAGCAGAACCGAUCCCGAACUUCUUAUGUUCCGGGUCAAGCACCUCCUUCGCCAUUAGCCCACAAGUCAUAUCGACUUCGGUAA
Messenger RNA from Penicillium olsonii, 2064 nucleotides. The record is from the annotation of a GenBank genome assembly. Lineage: Eukaryota; Fungi; Ascomycota; Eurotiomycetes; Eurotiales; Aspergillaceae.